AUGAAGCCACCCACCACUAUCGAUCCUAGAGACGAGAAUACACCAGAUGCCUUUGUGCUGCGUGAUCCUUCCAUGGUUCGGCUUACUGGAAAACACCCCUUCAAUGCUGAGGCCCCGUUAAAAUCAUUAGAGAAAGCCGGCUAUGUCACACCUAAUCAUCUUCAUUUUGUACGCAACCAUGGACCAGUACCACAGCUUACAUGGGAAGAGCAUCGCAUUGAUAUCACUGGUCUUGUCAAUUCACCCACUACCAUCACUAUGGAUGAUAUUGCAUCCAUGCCACCGACCACAUUACCCGUUACUAUGGUUUGUGCUGGCAAUCGUCGAAAAGAGCAAAACAUGGUCAAGCAAUCCAUUGGAUUUGGAUGGGGCGCAGCUGGUGCAAGUACAGCAUGUUGGACCGGCGUUUAUUUACGAGACGUUAUAAAUCGCUUUGGUGGUGGGCUGAAAGAUGAAGCCAAGUUCAUAUGCUUUGAAGGCGUUGAUAAGACAUCCAAGGGUGGCUAUGGUACAUCAAUAGCUGCAAAUCGGGUGAUGUCUGAUCAUUACGAUAUCAUGUUGGCGUAUAAAAUGAAUGGCGAAUUGUUGCCAGCCGACCAUGGAUUUCCAAUUCGAGUCAUUAUUCCUGGAUGUAUUGGUGGUCGAAGCGUCAAAUGGCUUGGACGCAUUGAAGCAAGCGAUAGUGAAUCGACGAAUCCAUUCCAUAACGGUGAUAAUAAAGUGUUCCCAACGCAAGUGAAAUCAGCUGAACAAGCAACGGAUGAGAAAUGGUGGCCACGACCUGAAUACACACUCUAUGACCUCAAUGUUAAUAGCGUUAUUUCAACACCCAACCAUGAUGAGCGUAUCAUGCUACACAACCUGCAAGAAACGUAUACAGCGCGUGGAUACGCAUAUACGGGUGGCAAUCGACGAAUCACACGUGUAGAAAUAUCCCUUGAUAGCGGCAAGACAUGGUUGCUGGCUACAUUACAUCGUCCCCCUUCCCAUCAAAUUGCUGCUGCUUAUGGUCAGCUGACUGGUCCUGGUUACUAUCAAUCCUCACGCUACUGGAGUUGGACAUUGUGGCAUGUCGACUUGGAAGUUGCAGACUUGGUGCGUGCCGAUGAAAUGGUGGUGCGAGCAUGGGACGAAUCGCAAAACACACAGCCCGAGAACCUGACAUGGAACCUCAUGGGCAUGAUGAACAAUUGCUGGUUCCGUGUAAAGUUGUCAAUGGAGCGUGAACCGUCAUUGGCUAUUCGAUGUGAGCACCCUACGUUGGCAGGUCCUCAACCAGGUGGAUGGAUGGCAGCAUUGGUCAAGAAAGAUGAUAAUGCCGAUGUAUCGACAACACCAGACACAACAACAACAACAGCAAAGCAGCCCUCUUCAUUGCCAACAUACACCUUAGCUCAAGUUGAGAUGCACCAAAAAGAAGAUGAUUGCUGGAUUAUAGUACAUGAUCUCGUAUACGAUUGUACACCCUUUAUGAAAGAUCAUCCUGGUGGGGCAUCAAGCAUCCUGAUAACAGCUGGCACUGAUACAACCGAAGAAUUCGAUGCCAUUCAUUCAAGCAAAGCACACACCAUGUUACAAGAUUAUCUGAUCGGUCAGCUCUCAUCAUCAUCAUCCGAACAUAGUUCAACCACAUCAUCAUUGGCAUCAUCCAAUGCUUUCAGUCAUCCCGAUACCACAAACAGCAGCACAAUCACAUUGUCAUCAUCAAUCAACAUCAAUGACGAUCAUACAUCAUUCCUCGAACCCAAGAAAUGGAAAAAGAUGACUCUUGACAGCAAACAAUCAUUAUCGCCCACCAUUCGUCUCUUUCGUUUUGUAUUUGAUGGAUGCAAUCAGCCACUUGGUUUGCCAAUUGGUCAACAUGUAUAUCUCAAGAUGCCUCAGGAGCAAACGGAUCGCCAACAACGGCAAACACAACCAAAAUCAAUCAUGCGUGCCUAUACACCUAGUGAUUCUGGUCCUGGAUUUGUCGAGUUUAUCAUCAAGGUGUAUUUCCCGGAUCAUCGACAGCCUGGUGGUGCAUUCACUCAAUUGCUGGAUAAGCUGCGUAUAGGUGAAACGAUUGAUGUCAAGGGUCCAUUGGGCGAAUAUGAAUACCUUGGUGAUGGUCAUUACUCCCUCAUGCGUCAGCCAGCUCGACAUGUACAACACAUUGGCAUGAUUGCUGGUGGCACUGGCAUCACACCCAUGUGGCAAAUUCUCGAUGCUAUUCAACACGACCACAACCCACCCAAAGUAUCUCUGAUCUACUGCGCACGCCAUUAUGAAGAUUUGGUCCUCGCCAAAGAAAUCAUGGAAUUACAACGCGUAUUGGGUGCUCACAUGUUCCAUGUUAGGUUCAUCCUCUCUAGGCCUGGCAAUGAUUGGGGACAUGGCAAAGGUAGACUCACAGCCUCAGAGAUUUCCGAGCACCUCUUUCCACAUGGAACGUCAAGCGACAAUGACAAGAUGGUCUUAUUGUGUGGGUCCGAUACUAUGAUUGAACAUUGUUGUAAACCAUUGAUUGCUCAAGUAAUGGGUGACGAGUUUGCGUUGAAAAACAUCUUUGUAUUCUAG
Molecule: messenger RNA, 2556 nt
Organism: Lichtheimia ornata
Lineage: Eukaryota; Fungi; Mucoromycota; Mucoromycetes; Mucorales; Lichtheimiaceae
Exons: 5
Coding region: 1-2556 (851 amino acids)
Molecular function (GO): oxidoreductase activity; heme binding; molybdenum ion binding
Source: RefSeq, a predicted model, not a curated record